Heterocephalus glaber (naked mole-rat) is the source of this 1664-nucleotide messenger RNA. The record is from RefSeq and is a predicted model, not a curated record. NCBI's taxonomy places the organism in Eukaryota, Metazoa, Chordata, Mammalia, Rodentia, Bathyergidae.
UAGUGAUUUCAAGGCCAGCCUGAACUACUUAAGAACCUAUCUCAAAACAAAGAAAGAAAGGAAGGAAGCAAUCAAGCAAGCAGGUAGGCAAGCAGGCAGAUGCAACUCAGUGUGAGGGCCUUGGGUUCAAUCCCCAGCACCAGGAAAAAAAUAAAAAGAGAAAGAGAGCCCCUUUCUGAACUUGCUCAUCAUCUGCCAACCUCCUGGCUAUACCUGAAGAGGUUUAAAACAAUACAGCAUCUUGGCAUCCUAGGAACUGAUAUAAGUGGCAUGAGUGGGACAUGAGCAUUUCUAAGUGCUCCCAGCUGACUGUAACAAGCAGGGCUGAUGACCUGCAGCUCUCAGAGGGCAAGGCUCACUUCUCUUGUCCUAUGGCCGGUCAAAUGCCUAUCAUCCCUGGCCACAGUAGGAUCACACAUCUAGCUUAGAGGAGUCAAUGGUGGCCCCCAGGUUUCAAGCACCAGACACACACUCCAUUCCCCUUCCUAGUUCCCCACAGCACCAGUGUGUAGGAACCAACCACACAGCAGCUGAGGCCUGAGAGGCAGGAAGCACCAGCCUCAAUAGUGAUAAACACUUUUACCCAGAAACUCGGUCCAGGAGGUACCAGCCAGAGCUGCUGUUAAUCAUUCACCCACAUCACAGGAAGUGAUGCCUUUGUGGCAGUACCAGCCCUGGGGCUUCCCAGGUUCUGGGCAGGUUCUCUCAGUGGAUAGAUCAUCUAGACUGAGAGCCAAGCCCCAGCUCAGAGGUGAGGUGGAUGGGCUGCCUGGCGUACAGCCCUUAGAUCCAAUCUUUCUAUUCCACACCAAGUUUUAUUUCUCUCGGGGAAAACUCUUAACAUGCGCCCCAAGUGCCCCCACACUGACAUCACAGAAGGGCAGAACGAAGCUGAAGGGUGUUGCCAGGUACCUACCCUACUCCACCUUUGUUUUCUCUGGGGGCAGCACUGAAGGCCUGGUCAGGGCUACUUGGCAAUCCCAAUAACUCUUCCUCCUAACACUUUUACCCAGGGUGCAUCUCUGGUCACCUGGCAGCCCCUUCAGCCUGGUUCUCCCAAGCACAGGGGCUGAAGGACAGCUCUGAUUUGCACUCACAGGACACAGGACUGCCAGCAGCACAAUCAGGUUUACAUGGACCAAACGUUACUCCAGAAGGACAUCUGGCAUGAUGAGCUCUGGGAGAACCCCUGGGAUCUGGCUGGUGUGAUAGUGAUCGGCUUAUUCAUUGCCACAGUCCUGUUUUUCAUCUUAUUUGCUAUUACAUUUGGGUUGCUCUUUCCGGUGGACAGUACCGAGGGUGACCAGCAGUGAUCUGACUUCCUGAGGGAUGAGGAGGCUGCAGGCGAGGGGGGCUGACCAGCUCACCCUGUACUGGCAGUGGGCUCUGUCACAGUCCCCUGUGGCUCAAGGGUCAAGCGCUGGUGUCUUUUUUUCUCACCAGAAAACAGUAUGGUCAGAUACUUGACCUGGCUUAGGGCUGGUCAGAUGGCAAGAUGGGGUGGUGGGUCUGAUACAGAUCCUGGAACUCCACACCAUGUGCCACCUGAACCCUGCAGGCAGGUGGGAAAGGGCCUUGCCUCUGCCUCAGGCUAACAAGGUCCUCUCCUGGGUUCCCAACCCCACCAGCAACUUUUUAAGUUCUUCACAGAGGAGGACAUAAAA